GGUACUGACCACUGAUUCCUCAUAGGAUGGAGGAGGGGAUUCCUCAACUAAUAAGAGUUAAUUUCCGGAUUUGAUCAGAAGGUUUUUUAUGGCACUCCAGCACACCUGUUGUACCCGUGUCCUUGACCUCUGCUGCAGAUGGAGUGUAGGGACGUCUCAUUCCUGGUUUUGUGUAUUUUGCCUCGCCGCCGCUCUCCACAAUGGAGAGGAACUUAACUCAUAUGAAGUGCAAUAGUCCUUGACCUAACUGGACAUCAAGACCGAUCAUCAAGACAUUUUUCUUUGCUAACGAACUGACCAAUAUGAUGAUCUGGGUCAUCCUGGUGCUGCCCUUGUGGGCAUGGUGUGGGACUGUUGGCGAUGCCCAGUCUAAUGAGCGGCGAGUCGUGGCACAUAUACCGGGUGACAUCAUCAUAGGAGCCCUGUUCUCUGUCCAUCACCAGCCGACUGCUGACAAGGUUCACGAGCGGAAGUGUGGUUCGGUGCGCGAGCAGUACGGCAUUCAGCGCGUGGAGGCCAUGAUGCACACCCUGGACCGCAUCAACGCCGACCCCCGGAUACUCCCCAACAUCAGCCUUGGCUGCGAGAUCAGGGACUCCUGCUGGCACUCCGCCGUGGCCCUGGAGCAGAGCAUUGAGUUCAUAAGGGACUCCCUGGUGUCCUCCGACGAGGCCGACUUAGGAGGGGGCGGUGUCUGGGGGGGGGGCGGUGGAGGAGCCGACGGGAGAGGAGGGCCGAGGUGCGCAGACCCCGCUGCCACCCCCAUGCGGGGGAAGAAGCCCAUCGUCGGGCUUAUCGGACCCGGGUCCAGCUCGGUGGCCAUCCAGGUCCAGAACCUUCUACAGCUGUUCAACAUACCUCAGAUCGCCUACUCUGCCACCAGCAUGGACCUCAGCGACAAGAGCCUUUAUAAGUACUUCAUGAGGGUGGUGCCGUCAGAUGCUCAGCAAGCCAGAGCCAUGGUGGACAUCGUCAAGAGGUACAACUGGAGUUACGUAUCUGCCAUACACACUGAGGGCAACUACGGGGAGAGCGGGAUGGAGGCGUUCAAGGAUAUGGCCGCCAAGGAGGGCAUCUGCAUCGCCCACUCUGGUAAGAUAUGGAGUAAUGCAGGGGAACAAAGUUUUGAUAGGCUGCUGGAGCGUCUUCGAGCCCACCUGCCCAAAGCCAGGGUGGUGGCCUGCUUCUGUGAGGGCAUGACCGUCAGGAACAUUCUCAUGGCCAUGAGACGACAGGGACUAGUGGGGGAGUUCCUGCUGGUCGGCAGCGACGGCUGGGCGAACAGGUACGAUGUGACCGACGGAUACGUGCGCGAAGCGGCAGGGGGGAUCACUAUCAAGCUGCAGUCAGCUAUAGUGAAGUGGUUCGACGAGUACUACCUGAAGCUGCGUCCGGAGAACAACCUGAGGAACCCCUGGUUCCCCGAGUUCUGGCAGCACCGUUUCCACUGCAGGCUGAAGGGACACCCGCAGGAGAGCCCCAAGUACAACCGCACCUGCAACAAGCGGGAGUCAUUGUUGCAGCAGUAUGCCCAGGACACUAAGAUGGGCUUUGUGAUUAAUGCCAUCUACUCCAUGGCUUAUGGGCUCCAUAAUAUGCAGCGCUCACUCUGCCCAGGUUACCAGGGUCUAUGUGAUGCCAUGAGGCCUAUUGAUGGCGCCACGCUGCUGGACUUCCUGAUGAAGACCAACUUCACUGGAGUGUCAGGAGAAGGCAUCCUGUUCGACGAGAACGGAGACUCACCUGGCCGGUAUGAAAUCAUGAACUUCAAGAAGGUGGGUAAGAACACCUAUGACUACAUCAACGUAGGGAGCUGGGACAACAGAGGGCUGAAGAUCAAUGACGAAGAGAUCUGGGCCAGCAAGGACACCAUCAUCAAAUCUGUCUGCAGCGAACCUUGUGCCAAGGGACAGAUUAAGGUAAUUCGUAAAGGGGAGGUAAGCUGUUGUUGGACCUGCACUCCCUGUAAGGAGAACGAGUUUGUUUUUGAUGAGUACACCUGCCGGGCCUGUGAUCUGGGCUCAUGGCCCACUUUUGACCUCACAGGGUGUGACCCUAUUCCGGUGGAGUACCUACGUUGGGGGGACCCCGAGCCCAUCGCAGCCGUGGUCUUCGCUUGUCUGGGACUCUGCGCAACUUUCUUUGUCACCGGUGUCUUCAUCAGGUUCCGGGACACGCCGGUGGUGAAGUCGUCUAGCCGGGAGCUGUGUUACAUCAUCUUGGCUGGGAUUUGUCUGGGCUAUCUGUGUACCUUCAGCCUGAUCGCUAAGCCUCAUGCGGUACACUGCUACCUACAGAGACUGGGAAUAGGACUUUCCCCCGCCAUGUCCUACUCAGCACUGGUCACUAAGACUAACCGUAUAGCUCGUAUCCUGGCGGGCAGUAAGAAGAAGAUCUGCACUAAGAAGCCUCGGUUCAUGUCAGCCUGUGCCCAGCUCAUCAUCGCCUCACUGCUCAUCUUGCUGCAGCUUGGCAUCAUAGUGGCUCUAUUCCUAAUGGAGCCUCCACAGGUAAUCCACGACUACCCAAGCAUCAGGCAGGUCAACCUCAUCUGCUACACAACCAACGUCGGUGUGGUGGCCCCGCUAGGCUACAACGGCCUGCUAAUCCUGAGCUGCACCUUCUACGCCUUCAAGACACGCAACGUCCCGGCCAACUUCAACGAGGCCAAGUACAUCGCCUUCACCAUGUACACCACGUGCAUCAUCUGGCUGGCCUUCGUGCCCAUUUACUUCGGCUCCAACUACAAGAUCAUCACCAUGUGCUUCAGCGUCAGCCUCAGUGCCACCGUGGCACUCUGCUGCAUGUUUGUACCCAAGGUGUACAUCAUUCUGGCCAAGCCGGAGCGUAACGUGCGCAGUGCCUUCACUACGAGCACAGUGGUGCGCAUGCAUGUCGGCGACGGGAAGUCCUCCUCAGCCGCCAGCCGCUCCUCUAGCCUUGUCAACCUCUGGAGGCGACGGGGCUCCGCAGGGGAGACUCUCAGCUCCAAUGGGAAGUCCGUAUCAUGGGCCCAGACAGAGCGGGGUUCCCGUGGUAACCACCUGUGGCAGCGCUUGUCGUUCCACAUCAAACGGAAGGAGAACAAUCAGACAGCAGUCAUUAAGCCCUUCUCCAAGACCCCCGAGGGGCGCUAUUGCGGGGGCGCCGACCUGCCCCCCCACAUGCCCUUACCCUCACUCCCGCACCCCCACCCGCACCACGAGGUGGACAAGAACCUGUACGAGCUCACGGAGACUGAGGAGAGGUACCCGGAGGAGCGAUACCCAAUCAGCUACCGGCCCCAGACCCCUUCACCAAUCAGCACAGUCAGCCAGCGCAUGCAGGGGGCGGGACUCGGGGAGGAGCCACUUGUGAUGGGUGUGCCGACCUACCUGACCAGGGGCUCAGUGGGAGGAGGCGAAGUGUGUGACAGCUCCCUGAUGGAUCAGAUUAGCUGCGUGGUUAACCGUUUCACGGCCAACAUCAGUGAGCUCAACAGCAUGAUGCUGUUGCCGUCCCCGACGCACACACAUGCGCACAAGCACACCCUAGCCCCCUCGCACACGGACGACCCCUUCCUCCUGCCCCGGGACGGGCACCCCCCACCCACCCUGACCACCUACGCUGAUGUCCAGCCCCUCCCCCCUGUGGAAUCCAACAUCGGGGGUCACGGCUGCCUCGCUCACCCGCUGCCCCACCCGCCUCACCCCCUCCCUAACCCCCAGGCCUCCCCAUCCCCGGUGAGACACGUCAGUGUGGGGGCGGAGUCCCCUCUGAGGAGGGUGGACCUGGAGGAGGAGCUCAUGAAUCUGACCCCGCCCUCACCCUUCCGUGAUUCGCUGGGGUCGGGCAGCGGCUCCCCGGUCUUGGAACCCAUCUCGCUUCUGCCACCGCCCUCGUCCCCUCCGCCCAAAUACGAAAUCCUGACCCUGAGGAACUACAGCCAGAGCUCUUCCUCGCUGUAAGAAAGUGUUGAGAAGGAGAAGAAGAUGAAGGAUGGAGAAGGAGAGCGUCGAGAUGAUAGCGAUGGCUGCCUUGUGAUGACGGAGGAGAUUGACCAGUCCCUAAGAGAGGUCAGAACCCAGGAGGUCGGACAUAGCAGUGUGAUGUCAUUAGGUGCCGACUUACUUCCAGAUAUGUUUACAUGUGUUCAGUGAGGAGUGAGGUAUACUGUGGGGAUUGUAGUUUUUCAAGUUCUCCAUACAGAGAACAAGGACUGGAAAACCACUUCUAGCGCUCCUAGCGCUUUAGCGCAUGGCUGAGAAAUCUGUCCUUUUUUUUUUCUUAAAUGGCUGUCAACUAAUUAGAGAUUCUACUGCGUGUCGCAUUGAGGUAGACACAAACACACAGGCAUCGACCAGUGUCUAGACCUUCUAACCUCACACCACUGACAAGCUGCUGCCAUGGAUACCUGUGGAAUUAACAUAAGGGCUGGGCAGAGCAGCUAUGGCCGCUGGUACAUACACUCAAAUACGCUCACACACGCACAUUCAUACACACACACACACACAUAUUGGUUUUUGGAGAGUGUAAAUAGAACAAUUUGGGUGGCAUCAAUUUAUUUGAUGCUUCUGCAGUGCAUUGUUUAUACAGCACAUACCAUGUAGGAUGUAGUACUGAAUACUAUAGUCAUAGUAUUGUCUCUUUACUACACUCCAUUUCAUUUCUUUCUUUCUAUCCAUGUGUGUUACUUUGAUCUUUGAGGUCUUUUGGAAUAUUGUUUUCUUCAGAUGUUUGAAUGUAUAUUUUUUUACAUGAUUCCUAAAGCAUUGGGACCAAACAUUUCGUACCUCUGUAUCUUGUGAUUCUGAGGAGGCAUUCUAGAAAAAGAACCAUUGUUGACCACUUACAUAGUAGUCGGUUAUGCGCUAGCAAACUGUCCGGGUUCAAGUAGUUAAAUCAACCAUGGUGAACUUGGCACCUGAGGUGGUACUUGCAUAUCAUGGAUACAUUGAUGUCAAGCUCAGACAGUUGUUGACAUCUCGUUUUCUUCUCCUGUCAGAAGGGCUUGUAGAUGUUUUAGUACACUGAUCUAGUGCUGUUCAUCUUCUCUGGCCCUGAAGUUAAGAGGGCCAGAACAAGAGAGGAAGGAAACAGGAGUAUGUAAGAAACCGAUCAACUUUUGACAGUGGAGUGUGCGUACUGCUGUCCAAUUCCCCAGGUGCCAGUAAAGAGAACACCUUCGCUCACACAGUGAAUCUGUACAUAAAAAGGGCAUGCGAAGACUGGUGUGAAAAUUAUUUAAUUUACAUAUCAGAAAUGUAGAAAAAGAAAAAAAUAAUAAGAAAAAAAAAGAUAUUUCACAAGAAAUGUUUUUAAAUGAUGAUUGUUAUGUCCUAUACAGUACCUAUAUGUACAAAAACAUGUUACACUAAAUGUGAGAGUGAUGGUUCCUAUUCAAAUGUCUACAAAUUACAUGAAAAAAUUUACAAAAACAACAACAUAUAAAGUAAUAUAAUUAUCGUGCCAAAUGGUCAGGUCUUGGGUGGGAGGGUAGCUUGUAGGGAAGUAAGUGGUUUCGUAAAAAUUACAAGUGAACUGUUUUUAUUGUUUUGGAUAUUUUCUAUAUAAAUAUUCCAGAUUUUCAAAUGUAAAGCAAUACUACUCAUACAUGUACAUGAUGUACAUCUGGAGUGCCAGUCCGGUUUAACGUUCUAAUCUGUAGAAUCUAGUAUGCCCAUCUCUAUCAAACGUGUACACACCCCUUUACCUAUAAACUGAAGCCUCUUCCCAUCGCAGUGCUACUGAAUAAUGACAUAUAAACAAAGCUGAGAAUUUUUGUUUGUGUUUUAUGAAUUCUUGUUUGUGUUUUAAGUUGUUUGUGUGGUUGUGACAGUGUGUAUUUAUAUGUGUUAUGAGAGUAUGAAGCAUCAGCUUGCCUCAGCACUUUGACUCCAUGUUGCCCCUCUGGAAUGUUCUUCUCUGCUGGCUCGGCAGAAACACAGGAUCCACAGUGGCUUCGGUCCACUGGUUAAUUCCUGUAAACAACCCAGAGAAUUGUUCAAUUGUUCUGAGGAGAAAUUAUUAAAACUCAUUUGGGUUCUCGGCCUGACAUUUGGAAAGGCUGGAAUAUCACUUUUAUAGCUAGUCUUUUCUAGCUGAAAAUUGAAAUAAUUUAACCAAAACAAUGUUUACUGUGUAAAACAUAGAAACUGGAGAUUCAAAUACAUGAGAGCUCUUGUAGUUUAUGGUUAUCCGUGAUAUUGUCAAGCCUAUUUUUGUAUGUAUGUCAAAGCUGCCAAAUUAAAUGCAUUUGUUUAGUUAUAUUUCCACAGUAUCCAUGUUUUCAUAUGUACAGUUGAGAGAAUCCAUUUUUGAAACCUUAACAAUGUCCUGGAUACGUGCAUUAUGGCUCCUAAAAUACGGUCAGAUUUUUGUCCUAAUAAGAGAUAAACACAUUGUGAUUUCACAAAUAUAUCAAAAUAAUUAUACUUUCACAUUUCUUCAUAAAACACAUUGGUCAAAGAGCAUAACUGAGAAAAAGCAUGUGAAACCUGAUUUCUUGUAACUGAUAGAACCCUCUUAAUGUCACAGCAAUAACCUCCAGCAAAGAUUUUUUGUAGUGGAUGAUGAAACCUGAACAGUGGUUUAGAGAUAAGUCGGACAAUUCAAUGCAUAACUGUUUCACUUCUAUUGAUAUAUUCUUGGGAUGUGUUCAGGUCAUUCCACAGAAUAUCAAUAAGUUUGAGGUCAUUACUCUGACUAGGCCAUUCCAAGAUGCAAAUCUUGUAUAUAAGCCAUUCUAUUGUAGAUUUAAUUUUGUGUUUAGGUUAAUUGGCACGCGACAUGACCAAACAUUAUUAUUUUUUUGCUUCAUAUGACUGAAUGUUACACAGAAGUAAUAAUUUCGUAAAUGUUUGCAAGACAUUAAGGCCCAGACCAGUUCCGUCCACCAAACCUGAUGGUUGGGUAGAGGGAUUGGUGUUUUGGAAUGCAGUGAUUCCUUCCUCAAAACAGAACUGUGCCCUUUUGCCAAAAAGUUGUGGUUUCUGUCAUGUCUGUCCAUAGAACAUUGUUCCAUUAGUAUUGUGGGACAUGGUUUUUGGCAAAACUGAGAGGGGCAGCAAUCUUUGGGGGAAAGAGCAAUGGUUUCCUCCCUGAAAUCCUCAUAGGAAUCCUAAUUUAAUGUGUCUCCCUAUAGUGGAUUUACAGACACAGAUUCUAGAAUGUGCAAGAUGCCUGCAGAUUCUUAGCUGUUGACUUUAGGUUCUUUGUCACUUCCCUGACAGGGCCAUAUUCCACCGGUUGCAACCACAGAUAGUGAUUUUGACGGAAAUAUUUUGUUGGUAACCAUACUUUGUGGGGUUCUUAUAUGACAAGGCAGCCCUAACACACCUGAAUGUAAUUUCAUUGAUCGUAACACGUUACUUCAGUCAUCCAUUUUGGGAAGGCAUGCAGGUAAUUAGUAAUGGUUCAGGACCUUUUCUUGCAACUGUACAUGCAGAUAUGAGCUCAAAUACACUAAAUGGGAUGAAAUAUUUAAGAAAAGUAUAAUAUCAAUCAAAAUCCUUGUAAAAUCUGAGCUAUUCUUGAGAACAAGACUUAAUCAUUGCAUAUGUAAAAGAGGGAUAUAACGUAAUACAAAUAGAGAAGUGACACCAUAUAUUCUAGAUUCUUUACACAAAGUGAAACAUUUCAAUCCUUUUUGUUUUCAAUCUUGAUGAU
Messenger RNA from Esox lucius (northern pike), 7647 nucleotides. It is a transcript of the gene grm5b, whose product is annotated as glutamate receptor, metabotropic 5b. NCBI's taxonomy places the organism in Eukaryota, Metazoa, Chordata, Actinopteri, Esociformes, Esocidae. The transcript has 16 exons. Gene Ontology annotation, biological process: regulation of synaptic transmission, glutamatergic; trans-synaptic signaling by endocannabinoid, modulating synaptic transmission; G protein-coupled glutamate receptor signaling pathway. Gene Ontology annotation, molecular function: adenylate cyclase inhibiting G protein-coupled glutamate receptor activity; G protein-coupled receptor activity involved in regulation of postsynaptic membrane potential. The coding region runs from base 303 to 3947 and encodes 1214 amino acids. Gene Ontology annotation, cellular component: postsynaptic density membrane. The record is from RefSeq and is a predicted model, not a curated record.